Lytechinus variegatus (green sea urchin) is the source of this 600-nucleotide messenger RNA. RefSeq lists its product as uncharacterized. Lineage: Eukaryota; Metazoa; Echinodermata; Echinoidea; Temnopleuroida; Toxopneustidae. The transcript is spliced from 4 exons. Bases 1 to 600 code for a protein of 199 amino acids. The record is from RefSeq and is a predicted model, not a curated record.
AUGAGGGGGAGGGUGUGUUUGUGUGGGUAUAAGGAUGAGGGGUGUGUGAGCGAGGAUGAACGUGUGAAGUAUGAGGCUCAUGGAAACCGUGAAACUCUGCAGUACAGGUCGCUUACUGAAGACUCUGUGAUUAGUUGUGCCGUGAUCUAUUCAAGUGCUGCUUCGAUAUGCCUUUCGGCUCACGGUAUCGAGUACUUUGCCACAUGCUUUCCCAAUAGCAAAGUGGAGAAAAGUCAAAAGUCAGAUAUCACCAGAAGCUUUGAUGCCAACUUGUUGAUAGGGUAUACAGAUAAGGACGUCGAGCUAACCUUCAAAUGCCACUAUCGUACGUCUCGUGACACUGAGGUUCUCACAGAUGAAUGGCAUGUUGAACCCGUUGGUAGCUAUGAUGACUGCAUGAAACUCUGGUUAGAUAAGGCGUAUGGUACUCCUUGCUCCACGGCUAGUGUCUUUCCGUUUUGUGAAAAUGAGAUGUUGACGAUGAUGGCUUUCCGUAGUUGUUUUGAUUGGAUCAAUCGCAAAUCUUUGCAAGAAGGUGCCCUACCAAAGAAGAUGGCCUUCCCUCUACAGCAAACGUUACAACCACCAGCAUUUGACUAG